This is a messenger RNA of Eremomyces bilateralis CBS 781.70, 1623 nucleotides long. RefSeq lists its product as uncharacterized. The record is from RefSeq and is a predicted model, not a curated record. NCBI's taxonomy places the organism in Eukaryota, Fungi, Ascomycota, Dothideomycetes, Eremomycetales, Eremomycetaceae. The coding region runs from base 268 to 1623 and encodes 451 amino acids. The transcript has 4 exons.
UGACCUGGGAAUGGUCUUGGCGUUAGCUCCGCUCUACUUUGCAGCGACAGCUGCUCUUCAGCAAUGGACAGCGGCAAGGCAGGAAUGUUGAUUGGCGAGCCUUGCGAAUGCAUUCGCUAAUUGAGGAUGAACCUCAUCUAGGUAUAACAUUGAAUUACUCCCAGGUGUUCGCAUGCGCACGUAUACGUACACGGCAGUAUGCGCCAGAAGAGAGCAACAGCCAGCAGCUAGCAAAGCUUAGCGUCACUAGAGCUCUACUCCAAGCUCAUGUCAAGCAGCGCUCAACUCAUUAGCGGUGUGAUCGCCAACCAGAAUUUGCGGAUUGUCGCUGGCACUAUCCACGGAUCUGUGAACUUUGGAAGCAGCGAAAACUUGAACAAUGUGCUCAACUCCCUCCCUACCGCAGAGGAUGCGCCGUUCAAUACAUACCAGCGACAACACAACCCGGCCUGCCUUCCCGAUACCCGCCGCUGUAUUUUCUGGUUGAACGGUUUGGCCGGCACGGGCAAGUCGACAAUUGCGCGCACUGUCGCCCGCAAGCGGUUCGAUAAGCAGCAUCUCGGAGCCAGCUUCUUCUUCUCGCGCGACGGUGAAGAUGUCAACCAUGCAGGCAAGUUCAUCACGAGCAUUGCGUGGCAGCUGGCGAACAACAUACCCUCUCUUCAACAGCACAUUUGCGAUGCCAUCAUAGAGCGCCGCGACAUUGCGAGUCAGUCCCUCCGUGACCAGUGGCAGCAGCUUAUCCUACGUCCACUAUUGAAGCUAGGUGAAAACGGCGGCCAGUCCUCGUACAUACUUAUCGUUGAUGCGCUCGAUGAGGGCGACGGUGACAACAACAUCCGAUACGGAAUCCGUCAGGUACCGAAUGCGAAUCUCCAGGAUUUUGUACUUCACAGCAUAUCACCCUCAACUGUAGAUCACGACAUCUCUAUAUUCUUCGUGCAUCAUCUCAAGCUUAUUAGAGAGGAGCACUGUCUGGAUAUCUGCUGGCCAAGCGAAGACAAUAUCAGACACCUAAUCCAGCUUACAGAUGGGUUGCUUAUUUGGGCCGCAACCGCCUGCCGAUUUAUCUACGAAGGGAAACGAUUUGCCACCAGAAGACUUAAUACGAUUCUUCGGAGCAGUGGCAGCGCUCCCAGAGCGCCGGAGAAGCACCUAGACGAGAUCUAUACGACUGUGCUGAAACAAUCCGUCGCUCCGGAAUACACGGACGAGGAGAAAGAAGAGGCAUUUUGCAUGUUGAGAGAAAUCCUUGGCAAUUACUUUGAUAUUAAGAAAAAGGCCGUCGACCAGACGUUAAACGACCUACACUCCGUCCUGGACGUUCCGAAAGACCAAAAGAAAGACCAAAAGCAGCCUCUUCGUCUUCACCAUCCGUCGUUUCGGGACUACCUCCUCAGCAAUGAUAGGUGUAAGAACCAAGACUUGUGGGUGGACGAGAAGCAGGCCCAUCAACUGUUGGCUGACAGCUGUAUACGGCUUAUGUCAACAUCACUCAAGCAAGAUAUCUGUUGCGUGGAUGCCCCCGGCAUGGCUGUAGCCAAUGUCAAGAGAAGCCGAGUUGAACAAUGUUCUCCUCCUGAAGUCCAGUACGCAUGUCUUUACUGGAUCCAGCACCUCUAG